AUGAAGACACCGUAUGCGGAUGAACUAUGUGCUCAACCUGAUGCUGCUCCUGGGAUUGCUGCCAUCAAAGCUGGUUGUUUUACUAAACAGAUUAAACAAGGAUUAAAACCAACUUUGGAAAUUUACUGUAAAGACAAACUACCUUUCCUCACCCAAAAAUUAGAAUCGCCUUUUGAUGGCAUGCCACAAUAG
Molecule: messenger RNA, 192 nt
Organism: Melampsora larici-populina 98AG31
Lineage: Eukaryota; Fungi; Basidiomycota; Pucciniomycetes; Pucciniales; Melampsoraceae
Exons: 4
Coding region: 1-192 (63 amino acids)
Source: RefSeq, a predicted model, not a curated record